AUGCCUGAAUAUAAGCUGACUUACUUUAAUACUCGAGCUCUUUGUGAGCCCAUCAGAUGCUGCUUGCAUUACGCAGGGGUUGAGUUUGAGGAUAAAAGAAUUAGCCAUGCUGAUUGGCCGGAGAUCAAGCCAAGUAAGUCGUUAUAGUAUUAGCUAGAGUGGGAGACCUGAUCCAGCGGCAAAAAACGUACAAUUUUGCAUCCGGAAAGUAUCGAAAAUGUGGCAAAAUGCGUCCCUCCCCAAGUGAAAAAACUCCGUUUUUAAGGGCGCUUACGAUCUUUUUGUGAGGGAAAGGGAAGGAGGCAUUUUGCCACAUUUUUGAUGCUUCCCGAAUGCAAAAUGGUACGUUUUUUGCCAACGGAUUUAAAAAAAAACGUCAUUUAAAGCUGCGCUUGCGGCUUUCUGAGACCACACGAAUUUAGAUCCAAAAAAGUUUGAUAAAGAACAUAAUUCUUUUGACAACCUUGUAGAGUCAACAAUUCCUCCAUUUCAGCGACUCCUCAUGGACUUCUUCCACUUUUCGAGGUCGAUGGAAAAAUGCUCACCCAAUCUGGAUCCAUUCUCCGCUUCGUAGCGCGACUUUCUGGACUAACAGGAAAAGAUAGUUGGGAGGAAGCCAAAGCCGACGAAACAUUCCAGUAUUUCGUGGAUGGAGUUAGUAUCACCUCCGCUGGCGGUUAUAUUUACGACAAGGCCGGGGUUGUCAAGUCUCCCGAUCCCGUAAGUUGCCAUCAAUACCAUUUUUAUUGAAUGCAUUAUUUAGGAGGCAGCCUACAAGGUUUUUGUCCCAGUCGCCAACAGGAAUUUGCAGUACUACACGAAGAUGUUGGAGGAAGCAGGAAACGGAUUUAUAUUGCCAUCUGGCUUAACGUACGCUGACUUUGCAGUCUACACCCAUGCGUUGACAGUGCGAAAUGUUGAUCCGGAAUUGGCGAAGAAUUACCCGAAAGUUUACGAAUUUGUGGAGAGAAUCGAGAAGCUGCCGCAAUUACAAAAGUAUCUCAAAGUUAGACCUGAUACUCUUAUUUGAUUGCGGUUUGAUUUUUAAUACAUAAAAAGUGGUUUUUUGACAAGAUUUGUUCUGUGACCUUGCAUGUAGUCUUGGGUGGUCUCAUAAACACUGGAAACGAAAUACGCGGAGAAAUUUCGAGAGCAGAGACCGUCUUGCUGUUCCAACCAUUGACAGACUUGUGGUUUCAGCAUUCCCGCAAAAUCUCUGCUUUAAAAACGCGACAGAAAGCUGGUCCAACUACAAACUAUGCGGGGAGUCUGUGCUGUACAGAACUUUUACAGGGUGCGGCAAAAAAAUGGAAACUUAUUUUUAUAGCUAUAUUUUUCCUGGCAAUCCAAAUUCCGCAAAAGUAACGGUCAUCCUCAAUAACAUAGAGCAUUGUUUAUAACAUAUUCAACCCGUUUUACCGUGGCUGCUUUUGGUGGCGAUAUAGAGCUCCAAACGUGACUUAAAAUUUUGGCCUUUUGGCCGCAGCUUUUUUCAGGGAAAUCCGUCCCGUCCUUGACGCAGCGAUUACUUUGCGACGCCAAAUUUUUGUGGCGUGUAGUACAGAUGAUAGCCUCCAAUUGAAAAAAAAAUUACAGUACAUUGGAUCUAUACCCGGCGAGCAGGCGCUCUUUUUACAGACGGGGUGAAAUCGGGAAAGUCGGUCUCAAAAUCGGGCUUGACUCGCUGUUGCCCUGUGAGUCGGCGCUGAGUGUAGUUGGAAUGCCAAAUUUGAGCUGCCAAGGUUCUACUGAGUCAACAGAAGCAUGAGGAAAUCCAGGUUAACCCGGCACUAGAAUUUUGCCCUCUUGAUCCACGAAAAUCUCGGAAUUCUUGCCGCUGGCACAAAUUCCGCCUUAGGCGAUGACGGCCCGGAUUUUGACGGUGUUCAUCGUUAGCCCACGUGCAGAGGGCCUCACCGGAUCGGAUUCUGGCGCUAUGUUGGUUAGGCACCCGCCAAACUUUGCACCGCGAAGGAAAUACGCUCCCAUCGCGGACCUGCGGCCCGACGUCUGAAUUUUCGGCAUUUUUUUAGGUGUACGGGCUUGAUCUUGCCGAUUAGGAGUUGGGCAUUUUAGACCUUGCGUGCGGAGACCUUGAGUUGAUUUUUAGCUAUUUGGCCGACUGGUCGGUCGCUGAUGCCGGUCUCACGGGCAAUUUUUUCUGGAAAUCGACGGAUUUCGCUGUUGAUGACCCCGCGGCUGGCAGAAGUGUUGGCGAUGCGUUUUCUUUCGCUUACUGGAUGCUUGAAAUUGUCGAAAAGCUCCUUGCAUUGUGCGAUUACUUUGGACACAACGUGCUUUCUAUGCCGGGCAAAUUACCAAUUCGCACAGGUAAAAAACAGGUCCGAAAUCGAGGUCCCUCUGUUUGUCAUUCAAAAAAAGAAUGUUAGUAAACCGAUAUGGACAUGAAAUUAUAAGGUCUAGGAGAGAAAACUAUGUAGAAUUUAAUGGUAUGGAAAUAAUUUUGCUGCACUUAAAAAUUUUUGCGUCAGGACCCAAUGAAAAAAGUUUCCAUUUUUUUGCCGCACCCUGUAAUUCCAGCCUUGUUGCGCAUAGAGAUCAAAAACGUGGAGAAUAUAAACAAGGGAUUUUGGGUUUUUAUUGAGCAGCUGCAAGUUUGUGCGGUCAAAUAUUUAUUGUUGAAGCUUUGGUGGACAUGCCUGAAUACAAACUUACCUACUUUGAUUGCCGCGCCUAUGCUGAACCGAUUAGAUUGUGCUUGCAUUACGGAGGAAUUGAAUUUGAGGACUACAAAUUUACAGCUGAACAAUGGCCAGCAAUAAAACCAAGUAAGCGAAUUCUUUUCUCUUGCCUACAAUUUGUGGGAGAGCUCAAAAUGUAAGGCCCUUUUUCAUGCCUAUUUUUACCGUAGAGGGCAAUGUUUCCACAAAAAAUAAAUUUUUUUCGUCUGUAGAUCUCAUCUGUCCCUUUAGGGCUAAUGGCUUCGUUAUAAAAAAACUGAGAAACUUCGAGCAUUGAAUCCACGAACACUGGUCUGUCAAUAUCGCUUCUCUCUUUUUCAGCCACCCCGCAUGGAGUUGUCCCAGUAUUUGAAGUCGAUGGGAAGAUUUUGACCCAAUCUGGUGCCAUUCUCCGCUACGUGGCCAGACUGACCGGACUAGUUGGAAAAGACAGCUGGGAGGAAGCGAAAGCCGAUGAAACUUACCAUUACUUUGUUGACAGCACUCAUGUAACCUCUGCCGGCGGUUACAUUUAUGACAAAGCCGGAAUCCUCAAAUCUGCCGAUAUUGUGGGUUAAUUUAUUGUAUAUUUUUUAUUACAAAGAUUAUUUAGAAAGCAUUUUAUGACGUAUUUGUCAAAGUGGCCACCAAAAAUUUGGAUAACUACACAAAGAUGCUGGAGGAAGCUCGGAACGGGUACUUGCUGAAAUCCGGGCUAACCUACGCCGAUUUUGUUGUUUACAGCCAUUCCUUGACUCUGAGAAAUGUUGAUCCAGAAUUGGCGAAGAAAUUCCCAAAAGUUUAUGAGUUUGUGCAGAGGAUUGAGAAGUUGCCACAGUUGCAAAAGUAUCUUAAGGAAAGACCGGAUACUCUAAACUAA
Molecule: messenger RNA, 3561 nt
Organism: Bursaphelenchus xylophilus (pine wood nematode)
Lineage: Eukaryota; Metazoa; Nematoda; Chromadorea; Rhabditida; Aphelenchoididae
Source: the annotation of a GenBank genome assembly